Lasiosphaeria miniovina is the source of this 1152-nucleotide messenger RNA. Its product is annotated as FAS1 domain-containing protein. Bases 1 to 1152 code for a protein of 383 amino acids. Gene Ontology annotation, biological process: macroautophagy. NCBI's taxonomy places the organism in Eukaryota, Fungi, Ascomycota, Sordariomycetes, Sordariales, Lasiosphaeriaceae. Gene Ontology annotation, cellular component: fungal-type vacuole membrane. The transcript is spliced from 4 exons. The record is from RefSeq and is a predicted model, not a curated record.
AUGCUGUCGCGGCAUCUACUCCCACUGGCCGCUGCCGCUGUCGGCAUCUCGGCGACGACGCUAGACGCAGUGCUCGACUCACAGAACGCGACGCUGUCGAUCCUCAACAACUACCUAACGAGCCAGCAGGAGCUCUUCAACACGCUCAUCAACACGCCCAACCUCACCAUCCUGGCGCCCAGCAACGACGCCAUCAACGGGCUGCUGGCGAGCGAGGCCUUCUCCGCGCAGCUGCAGGCCGACCCCGGGAUCCUGACCGCCAUCCUCAAGUACCACAUCUUCAACGGCACCUACUACACUUCCAACUUCACAGGCGCUGCCGCCCCCGUCUUUGUCCGCACCCUGAUGGACAAUGCCACCUACUCCAACGUCACGGGGGGGCAGCGGGUCGAGGCCCGGGCGCAGGACGGGGGAGUCGCGUUCACCUCGGGGUUGCGCGAAGAGGCGGCUGUAAGGACGUCGAACUUCAACUACACCGGCGGCACGGUGCACGUGAUCGACAGCGUGCUCGCGAUCCCGGCGAACCUCACGGCAACGCUGCAAGCGGCCAACCUGACGGCAGCGAUCGGAGCGCUGCGACGAGCAGGCGUGGCCGAUAGCUUGGGGAGUGGCAGCGAGCAGCUGACCGUGUUCGCGCCCAGCAACGGCGGGUUCAACGCCGUCGGCAGCCUCGUCGCGCAGAUGACGGCCGCGGACCUGGAGCGCGUGCUCGGCUACCACGUCGUCCGCGGCCGGGUAAUGUAUAGUGAUCUCAUCGCGGCGGCGAAUGGGUCGCGCCAGGCGAUGCAGCGGGGCGGCGAUGUCGAGUUUCGUGCCGUGAGCGAUGGGGAGGUGGCGCUGUUUGUGAAUAGUGCCCGCGUCGUCGGCCGGGAUUUGCUGUUUGACAAUGGUGUUAUUCAGGUGCUGGAUAAUGUCCUCAAUCCCGCCAACACAUCCGCCGCACCGAACCCUGCGGCCGCAACACAGGCACCCGCGUUCAGCGGCGCCAACACUUCGGCAGGCGGCGUCCCGUUCACGUCGGGGGUUCCCGGCCCGAGCGCGACAGGUGCCGGUGGCGCUGCUCCCACAGCUACCGCUGCUGCGCCUGCCAGGACGGCGGCGUUGGGCGUCGUGGCUCUGGUCGGUGGCGCUGCCGUGUUGGUGAAUUUGUAG